Ornithorhynchus anatinus (platypus) is the source of this 11170-nucleotide messenger RNA. It is a transcript of the gene PRUNE2, whose product is annotated as prune homolog 2 with BCH domain. The coding region runs from base 81 to 8336 and encodes 2751 amino acids. Gene Ontology annotation, biological process: apoptotic process. Lineage: Eukaryota; Metazoa; Chordata; Mammalia; Monotremata; Ornithorhynchidae. The record is from RefSeq and is a predicted model, not a curated record. Gene Ontology annotation, cellular component: cytoplasm. The transcript is spliced from 14 exons.
UGGAGUUGUAUGGUUCUGACAUAGAGCCACCGCCCAGUUCAGUGAAUUUCAUAGAAAAUCCGCAAGAUCUCAAUGGAUCUAUGCAGGCUCAGGUGGAUGUUAACGUGGAUCUCGUAAGUCCAGACAGUGGGUUGGCUACCAUCAGAAGUAGCCGGUCUUCCAAGGAGAGCUCAGUUUUCCUCAGCGAUGAUAGCCCAGUGGCAGAAGGUGCUGGUCCUCACCACAGCCUCCUCCCGGGGUUUGAGUCCUAUAGCCCCAUUCCUGAAGGGGUGAUAGCAGAGGAGCAGAAGCCUCAGUCAGGAAACCACAGUGACCACUUUGACCUUUUCAACUUUGACCCAGCACCCAUAGUUACUGUACAGUCUCAGUCUUCUUCUCAUUCUGCAGACUAUUCCCCAGCAGAUGACUUCUUUCCCAACAGUGAUUCAUCAGAAGGACAGCCACCCACCGAGUCAAAAGAUCUUGAUGAGAUGCAUCUAUUAGGGAAUGACAUGGCUAAUUAUUCAGCAGGUUUGCUGAUGACAGCGGCUGAUGGAGACAGCCCAGUGGAAUUUGAUGGGGAAUAUAGCCAGAGGCAAGAAAGUCCCAGAGACCAUUCAGAAAAAUCUCCCGACCUGACCGAUUUUGAGGCAGAUGAGUCUCCUCCAACCGAAAGACCGCAAAGCAAGGUCGGAACCAGAAUUCCACCGACGCCAAUGAACAGUUUAGUAGAAAGCUCGCCGCUUGUUGACGGCCCACCCUCAUUCUUCCCAGAAGACGUGAUACAAAAGAUCAACGAAAUGGAUCCUACUAAGUCCCCUCAAACUCGCAUGAGGUGUGGCAGUUGGUGGGGGGGGUUUGAAGUGGACUCUAGAAAUGCCAUUUUGCAGAAUACAGAGGCCUGGAGUUCCAGCGAACAGGAAUCUGUCUUUCAGAGCCCCGAGUCAUGGAAGGAUCAUAAAGCAAUUCCACUUGACCGAAGGGCUUCUGAUUCUGUAUUCCAGCAGAAACCGUCAAGGCACCUUGAGUAUCCAAAGGCAGGCCCCUUGGAGCUUCAGCUUGCCCGACAGGGCUUCAAUCAGGCUGACACUCGGAAGCAAGGCGAGGAGGGAGGGGAACUCCAGGGACCCCCUACUGAGAAGUCCCAUUUGCCAAAGACCUCCCCUCGGGGGACAAACCAUCUGAUAGAAGAUUUUGCCGGUCUGUGGCAGUCCAGUCAACCUCCUGCAGUUGACCCGUGGGCGAGUCCCGAAGGAAACACCAGACCGACUAAUACAGAGCCUUUCAUCGUCUGGACCAAGUUUGGGAAAGAAGACAGCAAUAAAGCUCUGAAAAACGCAUGGAAUGCGCACCAGGCCGAGGCCGAUCUGCCUUCGGUGAGGGACCCUGAGGAAUGGGCAAUGGCCAAAAGUGGCUUUUCCUUUUCUUCCGACACCCCAGUGGACAACGCAUCUGGCAACCCAAGUAAUCAAGCCUCUCUGGAAGCCUGGGAUAGGAGGGAAGAUUGUUCAGAAGACGACCAGCUGGCAUUUGUAGAUCCUCAAAUGGCUCCAGAUAGUGUACAGAAGAAUUCCCAGUUGCCAAUGGAAAGACGGAACGUAUUCACCGACUUGAAACCCAGGGCAAAGUCAUUUGAAAAGGUAAGUACCUGGGACCUGUAUGAAGAAAACGUGAAGAAAGAAGUAGUAGAAACUCUGGAACCCUGGAACAAUUCCUUCUUAUCGUAUAGAUGCUCCGACUUCAGCACAUCAAAUGUGGGUGAAGAUUUAGUUGUCUCCCCACUGGAUACCAACUACUCUACAUCUGACUCCUACAUAUCACCCACUCUCGGAGGGGAUGAAAAGGAAAUUGAGGACAAGCACUUUGCCAAAGAGGCAGUCUUUGGUCUCAGAGAUGCUAGUCUGCAUCCAGGGGAGCCCAUGCUGAGCGAAGCUGAUGAGAGGUCUCAGGCGCUGCAGCAGUCAUCCUCUAGAAGCCGAAUUAGCUCUGGCUCAGGUAACCUUGAGAUGUGGACUGGGCUCCCACAGAAUGAUGCUCAUUCAGAAACAGUCAGUUCUGACAUCAUCCCUGCUCCAAAUUUGGACGAUCAAGGUGUAUUUAAGCCAGAACACUUGGAUCCUAAGUAUUUUUUGACUGAGGAUGAUGGUGGUGAAAGUAGCCAGUCCAGUUACGAUGACCCUGGAAUGAUGCAGAUGUACAAUGAGACAAACAGACAGCUGACUCUCUUGCAUAGUGGAACUAACACUUUGCAAGUGGCAUCUGAAAAUCUGGAUUUAUGGAAUAGAGUCAUCCUUGAGGACACCCAGUCAACUGCAACCAUUUCAGACAUGGACAAUGAUUUGGACUGGGAUGACAGUAAUGUGGGAAUGGAAGUUGUCGCUGAUGGGAAAACACAGGCUUAUCGAAAUGAAGUCUCAGAACCAGAAACCAGAUUUUCAGUGAGACAAGUAGAGCCGUGGAGCGUGGAGUGUCAAGAGGAUAACCAAGGUGGAUGGGAGCUCCAUUCAUCCUCUGCUACCUCUGAGCUAGGCAAGGAUGUUGCUCCCAGUGAAGUGAAAAUAUUGGAUGAGACAAGCAGACAGCUCACCUCUGGCAGUAUUUGGGAUGCAGCAUUGAAGGAUGAGAGCCUGCCAUCGUUAUCAUACCCCAACUCGUCAUGUGUUGCCAAUUUGGAAGAAAGCAAAUCAGCUCCUGAAACACCUGACUCAUUGGGCAAAGAUAGGGAGAGUGACAGCCCAGAGACACCAGAAGUCUUAGGAACCGAGCAACUGGAAAUAAUCAUCCCUCCUGCCCUUUUGACGAAUCCUGUAGGUCAGGAAAUGUGGAAAAGAACUUUUGAGGGCAAUACAGAAUCCUCUGCGUCAAGUCCAGAAAACGAAGAACACUCUGAACAUUCAGACACCUGGAAUGAUGGGGUUUAUAGACACAGUGAAAUUGACCAGGCAGAGCAGGAGAAUACAGAACAUAUUAACAAAAAAAAUGGAAGAGAAUGCCCUGCCUUGGACCCGGCGCCUCAGUCCAGUUCGGGAAGUUCAGAAAGAGAGGAAGGGGACCGUGAAGCGAAUUCUCCUAUUGCUGUUCAAAACCAAGGGACGUGGGAUGAAUUGGUUAAAAGUAGUUCUCCAUCCACUGCCUCUAGUCCUCGGGCAAAUGAAUUCUCAGAAGGUUUGGGAGAACUUCAUCAAGGCUUGUUUGACAAAACUCCCAUCAGUCUGGGAUCUUGUGACUUUGAAAUGGACACUUCCAGAAAGGAUUUGGAGAUAAAUGAUGCACAUGAAGAACCCGUCACAAAUCGAAGAGAGUCUUCUAAUGACACUGCUGGUUUAGACAUUAGUGAUGCAGCUCUACCAGGUCAUGUGGCAACUGAAAUGAAUCUUGAGAAAAAUGAAUCUUCUGAAGUUCAGGAGGCCAAAAAUAAAUUUGCAGAAGAAGAAUAUAUGCGCCGAACCCCUCCAGAAGAGGUUUCCCAAAUUCUAGACACACAUAAGAAUAUAUCAAUAGGAAGUAACCCACACUCCACUGGCCCUAGUCUUGAGGCUAAGGAGGUUCUUGAAAUUAAAAGUCCCAGAUAUAGCCCUUCAAGCAAUUCUCAAGUCAGAAGUAAUCGCGAUGGAGAUGAUGUAUGGAGUGGCUCAGCCAAAGAAUAUGCAAAUUCGAGUGCAUCGAGCCCUGACCUAAGUGACCAUUCUGCAGAUGUACACAGCUGGGAUCAUUCGCUUGAUACUGACCAUCAGGAAGAAAACCAAGAUGCCUGGAGUGGAUGGAGAAAUGAGAGAUCAGAAUCAGUGUCUCAUGAUGGGAAUGUUGAAGAGACUUCUGAAGAAGGACUCUUUGAGAAAAAAAGACUGGAAGAAUCGGAAGAGGGCUUCAGUCCCAAAGUUCCUGAAAAGGUGGAGGUUUGUGAUACACCUGAGAGUGACGACCAUCAGUUCUCCUUCUCAAGUUCUGAAGUAGAGGAAUGUUCCAAAAAGUCAUGUGCCCCUCAGGAAGGAAAUCCGUUGGUUUCCCAAGAAAGAAAUGAACAUAAAAUGCUUGAGCUCACCCAUCAUGAUGCAACGAGUUCGGGGACUGACGGUAGCUUGGACGGUGAAGACUCACUGGAAAAAGAGAGUAACAUGACCUCUUCCCAAGAAGACUCCCAAAAUGAUUCCAAAAUUUGGGAUCCAUUGGAUAAAAGCAACACACACUUGACCACAGCUAACCAUGAAGCUCAAGAAUCCUCUAAAUGUGUGGAUGACUGGGAAACAUACAAGGGUGAAGUCAAAGCCAGACCAUCACCUGAAAAUCAAAUCAAUUCCGAUAUUUGGAAUAUAUCUGCAUUGAAUGAUACUGUCACACAGACAACUGUAUCAGGACAAGAGGAAAGGAAUUCUCCAGUUAAUUCAGAAACAGAAAAGACCCCACCGCCAACCACACUGAGCAGCAAGGCCAAACGAAAGCAAAAGUCCAAAAUAGAAAUGCUUGGGUUUUCAGCUGACAACUCAGAGUGGUGGAACCCUCUGGCACAGAAAGAGAAGCCAGUGGCAGGGCAAUGUUCUGACUUGAAAAGGGACCUUUCUGUCAACCAAAAGCUUGAUCCAUGGGGCCUACCCAUUCAGAGUGAUCAUGAACCAAUAGAAACACGGUGCAUUGAUGCCUUUAGUGAUGAAAACAGAUCACCUUUCCAGUAUGAUAACGAGGAGUAUGACCAUGACAAACCAUCUUGGGACAUUCAACACAGCCAAGUGGUUUCAAAGAGCACACCGCUGGGUCAACCUAGAGCACUUGGCCAAAGUAAGGCAGAAGGGGAUUUAAAAGGGUACCAAUUUGCUUUGGCUUCCGGUGAUCAACACCUGUUAGGAAGCCAUCGUCGAGAGCAGCAUCAAGAUAAUGCGCCUCCUGACCUGGCUCAGCCAAACUUAACUCAGACUAAAGAGAAUACAGAAAUAGUACCAGACCCUUCAAGUUCAGAGGCCGAGAAAAUUCAUCUGUGGGAGCAAGAAGAAUCAGAUACCAGUGAAAACCAAGACUCAGACACUUCUUUAGCAAAGGAUUUCGUGGCAAUCAGUCCAUCUUCACAAUGGUUAAGAAAGCCAAGUCCGGGAUGGGAUGAGCUCACUCCUUCUGCCUCUCCCCGGAGCACAUUUGUUCCAGAUAUUCUCCCCAACAACUUUCAGGAAAGCAGAUGCAUCUCUAUGGUGCCUGAUCUCUGGACUGAUGUAGAGCAGCCUUGCAGUUGGAAAGCAGAGGGUGAGAAUCCUGAUCUGUUAACCAACUGUGAACAGGACAGCAAUUCCCAGGCCUCCAGUAGCCCCGAUGUGUGCCAGGAGCAGGAGUUGAAGCAAGACACCGAGCAGUCUCCCAGCACUGAGAAGGAGCCUGAUGGAGAAGCUGGUGAAUGUGGUCUCACCAAACCAGAUUUAGCAGAAGGCACUGAUUCCAUCCUUGGGCAUCAUGAACUGGAGAUGCACCUUGGAAAAAAGAUUCUACUUCUCCAGAACAAUGAGCCAGCCAUAGUCGAUAAGCUGGAUCGGGAAGUCUCUCCCCAAGCCCAACCACUUUCUGAACCAAGUAGAGAAAAAGAUGUGAAUUCAGUAGAAUCCCAAAAUGAAAUGGUCCCAGAAAUGAGGUUGGCUUUUGAACCUGUAGGAGCAGAUAGAGUGACUCCUGAAAGCUCAGGGGCUCUGCCUGUUCAUUCGAAUGGGGCAAGGAAUGCAGACAUCAUGGUUGCCACCCUCCAAGACGCACCUGCUGUUGCUGAGGACUAUCCUCAUGGACAGCUGGUCACUGGUGACUUGUUUCCCGCAAAUGCUGCCAACACUUCUCCUCAGCAAGACAGAAGUCAUGCAAGCCCCUCAACUGACUACAAACAAAACUCAACUACUCAGAAGACUGCAGGGAGAGUUGACCAACCGGAGACGCCAGACAUUUGUUUUGACAGGAUUGAGGCUGUUGAAGAACUAAACGUCAGUAACGCUUCAGGCCCUGACACUCCAUCUGAAUUCCUGUUUGUGACGAAUAAAUUCACCUGGGGGAGCGACCAAGAAACCUCAGGAGCAGGACGUCCAUCUAAACAGGACAGCAGUCCAUCUGAAGCUUCGCAGAGCGAUUCGGAAUACGGUGAAAUUGUUCGACAGGUUGACGAGGAGUCGAUUAAGAAACCUGAACGCUUUCACUAUGGCUCUGAUGUUCAGCCAGAGGAACCCUCUAAAGAGCAACAACUUGUGCUCUACACCCCACCCUUUGAUCUGUCAUCUCUCAUGGACACUUCUGACAGGACAAAAAGAACAGAGGACGAGGUAGCUGCGGUGGAACACUCUCCUGACAGUGAAGUGGCAGAGUUGCUGUUAUCUGCACCGCCUGCCAAGAAAGACACGGCGAGAGAGAGGGGACCCUCUCACCAGCUGUUCGCAGUGUGCUCUCGGGGAGAUCUCGCCCUGGCAGCUCAGUCUUUGGAUUCGGGAUCUAGUGUGGGGUCCUCCUGUGAAGGGUCCGAAGCGGAAAGCAGUAAAUCUGCUGCUCCAGCAGGUGGAGGCAUAGGACCGCAGGAUGAUAUUGAUCAGAUCGCCAUGGACUCAGAAGAAGCGGAAAGGGUUCUUGCUGAGGACCCUGAGCCAAAGGCACAAGAAAAGAACAAAGGCAUGUGGGUGAAUGAGAGCUACGAAGGUCAGAGCACGCUCCAGAUGGACUACAUACUAGUUACCAAUAAAGAGAGUAGCUCUGAAUACGAGAAUGUCCUUGAAACAAAAGCACGCGACACCGGAUUUAAAGGAGCUAAGCUUGGGUCAGAGCAAAUGUGGCUUUCAGAGAGCCCCCAAGAUGCAGUUCCGUCAACCUCCGUAAUAAAUGAAAGGAAUAGCCAAUCAGAGGAAAGUUCUUCCGUUGCGUGUCUCAGUCGGGGUGAGGAAAAGAGGUCACCAGAAAGCCCUGGGCAAGACCAGAGUUGGAUGGUCUUGGGCCAUGCUGAAGCGAACGAUACGUCACCUGAAGAAAGUUCCAGCCAGACAGAGACGGUCGAUUCAGGCUCUGGACAAUCUGUCAAGGUCACGGAAAUGGUUGAGGAUACACAGACUCAAGCUCUGAGAGAAAAAAGGCCUCAAGAAUCUGUGGGCCUGGAGGCAUCCUCUCGUCCAGGAAGCCUGGCAAGGAAGAAGCAGCCUGUGGAUGGAGAAGAGGCAGGAGCUCUUUCGGUGCAAGUGGUUUCCCAGGAGAACGAAUGGGAGAUGCUCUCCCCACAGCUUGCUGUAGGAGCCUCAGCCCCUGACAAGAACAUGGAAGAAGAGGUGAAGUUCCUUGGCAGUGACCGAAGAAAACUAAGCCCCCCGGGACCACUUCCAGAGGAUGUAGGAAUGGACAUCCCCUUUGAGGAGGGAGCACUCAGUCCCAAUUCUCCAGACAUCAGACCUGAGCCACCCAAUUCUCUGGAUCUGAAUGGCUCUCAUCCCCGGAAGAUAAAGCUCACGGCCCCAAAUAUCAACCUCUCUCUGGACCAGAGUGAAGGGUCUCUUCUCUCUGAUGAUAAUUUGGACACUCCAGAUGAACUUGACAUCAAUGUGGAUGACCUUGACACACCUGAUGAAGCUGAUUCCUUUGAGUACCCUGGACAUGAGGGACAAGUGGCCGUCCGGAAUGCCCGGGAGCCCCAGGAGAAAGAAUCUGUCAUUCCGGAGUACACUGCUGAGGAGGAGCGAGAAGACAACCGGCUGUGGAGGACAGUGGUGAUAGGAGAGCAGGAGCAGCGGAUUGAUAUGAAAGUAAUAGAACCCUACAAAAGAGUCAUUGCUCACGGAGGAGAUUCAGGAUACUAUGGGGACGGCCUCAAUGCCAUCAUUGUGUUUGCUGCAUGUUUUCUGCCAGACAGCAGUCGGGCCGAUUACAACUAUGUCAUGGAAAAUCUUUUCCUAUAUGUAAUUAGCACUUUGGAAUUGAUGGUAGCUGAAGACUACAUGAUCGUCUACUUGAAUGGAGCAACACCAAGAAGGAAGAUGCCUGGCUUAGGCUGGAUGAAAAAAUGUUACCAGAUGAUUGACAGACGCUUAAGGAAGAACUUGAAAUCAUUCAUCAUUGUUCACCCAUCUUGGUUCAUCAGAACGAUCCUUGCAGUGACUCGACCUUUUAUAAGCUCCAAAUUCAGCAGUAAGAUACAGUAUGUCAGCAGCUUGUCAGAACUCAGUGAGUUGAUCCCAAUGGAAUACGUCCCUAUCCCAGAGAGCAUCAUCAAGUAUGAUGAAGAGAGAUCUUAUAAGAGAAGCGUGAGACUGGAUGAAGAACUGAGAGAAGCAUCAGAAGCAGCUAAAACUAGCUGCCUUUCCAAUGAUCCAGAAAUGGCUUCUAUGGAGCAGGAUCUUGACAUGAAGCUGAAGGAAAAGCCAAAUUAGCAAAAACAUAAGAAGAGGGCUUUCUGAUCACGGUCCUGCUGCAACAUAUCCACCUGGAGGACAAGUGACUGCUUUUUUUUUUCAUUUUGCUCUUCUUAGUGCUAUUCUAGAUUUCUGAAAGAGGAAAAAAAGCUAAUUCUUUUCAUUUGCAGUAGCCCAUGCAAUUGUAUGUAUGUUCAAUUCAGUUUUGUUCCAGUUUUGCCAAUAAUGUUCCUCAUGUGCAAUUUAGUAAAACCCUUGCAAGAAAAUAAGAGUUCUGAGCUGAUGUAUUGCCUUAGAUAGUGAUCAUUUUGUUUCCUCUUAUCUAGUCAUAUUUUAAGAUUUAAGCAAGUUUGGUUUUGCCAAGUAGGGUGAGGUAGAUUCGUUUCCCCAGAUUAGUUCAGAUUUCCCUUGUAUGUACGGAAGCAUCUUAAGCCUACUUCUCGGGGUUCAUCUCAUGUUCAGAAUGUUGUCUUUUCACACGGCAUGUGCAAGUCCUUUCUUUCUCAAGUUGGGCCACUGCUUAGAAUACUGAAUGGGCCUCUUGGUCACAGAACUGAACUGCCUGCUUGCAAUCUAAAUGAGAUUCAUUGGAAGGGUUUUCCCAGAGAGAAGCUAGUUUCGCUAACAAAAUUAAUUUUAUUUUAAUAGUCAGUUCUGAUAUAUUUAUUUUUUUAAAUCUUUUUUAAAAACUGUUAAUCCUGCCCUGACUAAUGAAGAUCAUGACAUCAGUGGGAAACCUGAAAAGCAACAUCCAUAUUUUGACUAUGGCUCUCAUGUCAGUCUUUUGGCUGCAUCCUCCAUCCCAAAUGUUGGUGACUACAUCUCAAAAUAUUAACACUGAAGAAUUUUGAGAUUUAUAGCUACUAAAGAAAUCCUUUGAUGGCAUUUAGCUACCCAUCCUUCUGUCACAACACACCAUAAAAACGAAUCCACUUAACAGUUCCCUCAUUUGAUUUCAGAUUUAACAUUCAGCCCUAAUUUAUUAAAACAGCCCCUUUAUAAAAUCUCCAGAGUCAAUCUGAUUUCUAAUUGGUGUGAUUCUAGGAUGCAGGUGCUUGUUCAAAUAGAUAUCCAAACACAAAUGACUCCCAAUGGUAGAUAAAUGGUACCCAGAUUUUCUUCCACUUUUAAAAAUGGGGAGCAAGCUGAGGAUGUGUUCUUUAGAAUGCUCUGAAAGAGUAAAAUAUUCUGAUGUUUGGUGAAGGGAAAAAAGCCCAACCAUUAAAUUUCAUGAUGGUUCCCCAAAGGCACAGAUCUGGAUGAAUUAAUGUGGCUUGAAAUAAGGCAAUUCUGCUUGGCUGCUCGACUCUCCCCAGUUUUUCAGAUACUGUAUUUGUGGAAUUAAUAUGGAAACAAAGAGGUUACACUAAAAUAUAGCAGUGGCAAAAGAACCAAAAAGGAAUUCUGUUAUAUAUUUUCCUCUGGAGCAAUGGUUUGCAAACUCGGCUUGACACCCCUUAAAUUUCACAAAACCCCUUUGGAGUUUGUUACCUAAAUUUUCCCUUCCCUCAUACCCUAUAAUCAGACCCACUUUCCUAGUAUCUCCACACCCUUCCCUCUCCCAGCUACUUCUUCCCUCAAAAUAACUACCCACCAGGCCUUGCCCUUCAGAAAGUACCCUUCAAGACCCACCCUGGUACCUCCCACCCCCCGACCUUCUCCCACAUAAAAAAGAAACCACAGUCUGUGCCCUAGGGAAUUGGGGGAACCCUGCCCUAGAGAAUUGCUGCCUUUCAAGGCCACCACUCUUCAAUUUUGGGGACAACAUGCUGAGACUGCAGUGAUGAACAGCAUCAUGGCCCAAAUGAUCAGCCUCAAUGGUGAACGUGUCAGUAGGCAAAUGAGUUGCUAACCGACCAUUUUGUCUACCAACAGAUGAAACUGACACCUCACCCACACUGUGCCCUCAGUCUAUCCUGCCAAUUUGUGUAGACCUGCUGUGGCAUGACACGUUUCUUGGCUUUAUUGUCACUGUCAGUCUUCAGCGUCUUUCUACGUUAGUGAAUUUGUAUGAACUGUUCAAGUGGGUUGCAUGAGCAUUCAAACACUUAGGACCCUGCUCUUAUUAGCACACCCCCCUCCCCCACACACACACCGAAAAACAAAAGAGUAAGUGUAAUUAAUUGAGCUCAUCGGAAGAAAGGCAACUACAGAUAUCACAUCAAUAGAAAUAGGGGAAAAAAAAUCCUCGAAAAAUGUAAUGUUCAUAAGCUGGUCAGUCUUGCUCUGGCUCUGACUUUAGGGCAUUGCCUAGCACUUUAUUGGUAGUUCAAACCAGCUGGAGGUUGUUGGGCCAAUGGGAUUUCUAUUAAGGGAUGCUAGAAAAGCUCCUCACGUAAGUGAGCAAACAGAAGCCAGCUUCAUGGAACAGACAAAUGUCUGAUCAAUGUGAGAAAGCUUAUUUGAGGAUCACAGUCAGCAGAUGGGAGAAAAUGAAGGGGCUCUUGUGGGAGCCAAAUGAGUCUGCUGAUGAAAUACACUUUAAGGCUCAAUGGAAAAUCUAUCCACCUCAGCUCAUAGCCCAUAACUUUUAGAUAACUUCAAAUAUUUAGAUAUGGUAAUCGGUAUGCAAUUAACAUCAUAUCAAUGCCUAUCAAAUCCAAUAGUUCUAAUAGAAACAUUUAGAAUUGCACAAAUUUAAUCUUUUAUAUAAAGAUGGUUUUUUCUACCUUGUAUCAGGUUGUUCAGAAUCUAGCAUCAGAACUAUUAGGUUUUGUUUGGGAAAAAAUCUAUAGCAAUUCGUAUCUAUGCUGCCUAAAUUGUAUGGAUUAAGCAAUACAGGAAUAUGUAACAUCACUAUGUAUCACCUCUCUGUAUAAUUCAGAAAUAAAAGCUGCAGUCGAAUACUUCAA